Molecule: messenger RNA, 1140 nt
Organism: Cicer arietinum (chickpea)
Lineage: Eukaryota; Viridiplantae; Streptophyta; Magnoliopsida; Fabales; Fabaceae
Source: RefSeq, a predicted model, not a curated record
CAAAAACAAAAAUAGAAAAGAAAAUAUAGAUUUAUGAAUCCAAAACCCUCGAAAAAUAUUUGCAAACACACGCGGCACCAUACCGUAACCGAAAUAGAGUUCUCAUCAGUAUCAUUUCCAAACGAUCUCUAACGUCAAGUGUGAAGGAAUAGAAGCAGUGAAUAGAAGCAGUGAAGAUGAGCAGCAAUAAGAGAACUGGGCCACCCAAACAUCAGAACAAGAUUGCUUGGAAACCUAACGCCGGUGUCAAGAUCAAUGAAACUGAGGUUGGAGGUAGAUUUAGACCUUUAUCUGAGAUAACUGGAGUUUGCCCUCGUUGUAAAGAACAAAUUGAUUGGAAACGACGUUAUGGAAAAUACAAGGCUCUUCUUGAACCUGCCAAAUGUCAAAGAUGUUCUAAGCGUGCUGUUCGUCAAGCUUACCAUAAUCUGUGUUUUGGUUGUGCUAAGGAGCAUGGUGUUUGCGCAAAGUGUUGUUGCCGUGUGGACCGUAUAGUUGGAAGGGACGUUUCAGAAGUUGAGGCUGAGCAAAAGAUGCUCGAGGAGGCCAUUAAGAACUCUCGGGAGAGAGAUAGGAGAUCCUUGUUGCGUGCUAUGAACAAAAGCAAAUCUAAGACUUCAAAAGAUACUCCGACCGAUACAAAUGAUAACAAAGUAGGACAAUUAUUUCCAAAUUCAUCCCUUGAAGAUUAUGCCAAAAAGAAUGGAGUUGUCGGGAAACAUGAUGAUAGUGAAAUUCGUGAUGGUAAACAUGAUAAUGAUGAAGAAAGUGAGGAGGAAGUUUAUGAUGACGAAGAUGAUAAUGAUAGUGCAAAUGAAGAUUGUGAUGAGGAUGACAACGACAACGAUGAGAACGUUCCUGAUCAAGUGAAUUCCAAAAGGGAAUGAUUAAGGGUAUUUGAGUGUCAUUUUUCACAGAAAUUACAUUGUAGGGAUAAUGGCUACUUCGCCGCUAAUUUUUGGCUUAUGAGAUUUUUGAUUUUCGGUGAAUUCUGUUGUUGAAUACAAAUUUUGGAUUCUGUUGUUGUAAGUCAAAAAGUAACCAAAAUAGAUAUCAUGUAUGUGUUGUCUGUUACACUUACUGAGUCAUGUAUGAAAUAUAUGUUCUUGUUUGGCUAUUAGUAGCUUUUGUUUCAGUGUU